AUGAAGUUCUUCACUCUUAUUGCAACUAUUCUUUCUGCCGUCAGCAUCUCUGCUGCGCCCAUAUUGAAGGAGCGGGCAGUCGGGGGUCUUUUGAUAUGCACCGGUGCCAACUCCACGGGCACAUGCACCCACGAGGUAUACACACUUAACAAGUGCCAUCAACUUUCUGAACCUUUCCUUCGCAACGUCACAACUUUUGCACCUGAUGGUGAACAUUUCAACUGUUACCCCCGUACAACAGGAUGCAACGACACUUGUACGAGCCCUACGGGAUGCACAUUAGGCCCGAUCGAUUUCAAUUAUGAAUACAAGUUCAAUUUCACUCGUGUCGGCUGGCCCAAACUCUUCAACAGCUUUGAUUGUUCGCUAAAAAAGACCACAAGAAGCGACAAGUUGUUCGGUUAG
Molecule: messenger RNA, 405 nt
Organism: Fusarium fujikuroi IMI 58289
Lineage: Eukaryota; Fungi; Ascomycota; Sordariomycetes; Hypocreales; Nectriaceae
Exons: 2
Coding region: 1-405 (134 amino acids)
Source: RefSeq, a predicted model, not a curated record